This is a messenger RNA of Guyanagaster necrorhizus, 1017 nucleotides long. RefSeq names its product CRAL/TRIO domain-containing protein. The coding region runs from base 42 to 917 and encodes 291 amino acids. The transcript is spliced from 4 exons. Lineage: Eukaryota; Fungi; Basidiomycota; Agaricomycetes; Agaricales; Physalacriaceae. The record is from RefSeq and is a predicted model, not a curated record.
UGACCCGGAGAAUUUAGUGGAGGUCCUUGUAUCAUAAUCUGAUGGGCGACGACGACCACGGGCGGCAGCUGCAAGCUUUCAAAGAUACCUUAGCCACGGCGAAGCUGUACAGGCCUGCGACAGAAACCGAAAAGGCUUCGCACAGUGAUGUAACCCUCCUCCGAUUUCUUAGGGCGCGACGAUUCGACAUCUUCAAGGCUCAGAAACAAUUCUCUGAUACGGAGGCAUGGAGAAAGAAACACGAUGUGGAUGGCUUGUUCGCUACGUUCGAUGAUGACGAGUUUGAAUCGGCAAAACGAUUUUAUCCUCAGUGGACGGGACGACGGGAUAAGGAUGGCAAUCCUCUCUACGUAUACCAUAUCGCGUCUCUUGCGCCUCUCCAGAAGGAACUGGACGCUGUUUCCCAUGAACGAAGAUACCAAAGAAUAGUGGUCUUGUACGAGGCAAUGACUCGAUUAGUGCUGCCCGUCUGCACCCAUAUUCAUCCAACGCGAACAGUCUCAUCGUGCACGACGAUAAUCGACCUCUCUUCUCUCACCCUCGGCACUGUAAUCUCACUACGCUCGCACCUACAAGAAGCAUCCCAUCUCGCCACGGCCAACUAUCCAGAGACGCUCCACAUCAUCGCCGUCGUCAACGCCCCGGCAUUCUUCCCGAUGAUCUGGGGAUGGAUCAAGGGAUGGUUUGAUGAGGGGACGCGGAACAAGAUAUACAUCCUUGGAAAGGGUACGGACAUGGAGAAGCUAGAGGAAUUUGUAGAUCGAGAGCAUAUUCCCAAAGUGUACGGCGGCGAGUUAGAAUGGGUACCUGGGAAUGCGCCGUCUUUGGAUGAUGCAGUGAAAGAAGUGAUGAAAGAGAUGCCCUGGGGUCCUGCGGAAUAUGUGGAUGGAGAGAUAGAAAAAAUGGGGCCCGUGUAGCAUUCGUCCGGGUUGAAUUGUUUAAUCCAUAGAUAACUUGACCUAGACACAGACUAAAUAAACUUUAUGUACCGGUUAACAGCCCAACUGUAUCGGAUCC